Molecule: messenger RNA, 366 nt
Organism: Caenorhabditis angaria
Lineage: Eukaryota; Metazoa; Nematoda; Chromadorea; Rhabditida; Rhabditidae
Source: the annotation of a GenBank genome assembly
AUGAAAGAAGAGUUUAAAGUUCCUGAUAACGAAGAGGGUGAUUUUAUGGGCCCAAUGACAAAUCCAGCUGCAUCGUACUUGGAUGGUGGAAACUUCGAAAAUAUUCACACAAAAUGCAGUGUUAUGGAAUGCAGUGCACCGAUUCCAAAUGAUGGAUCGGAAUCAUCCACGGCUAAAACAUUGAAGUUUUCCGAAAAAGCUUGCAGUCAAAUAAUGAUUCCAUUGAAUGGAUGUGUUUCUAACAAAGGAUAUCCAAUGGGAAUGUUAUGUUCAGUUUGCUGUGAUUGUGAAAAUUCACUAACUCGAGAAAUGCGAAAAACCUUUGGAUAUAAAAUUGGUAUUGAUACUUCUCUAUUCAUACUAUAA